CUCCCAAUUUCUUCCCUUUCUUUUAUACAAUUCCUUCUCUUUUCCAAUUUCCCUUAAACUCACUCUUUUUUCUGCCCUGUUUUUUUCUUCUUCUUCUCCUUCUCUGUUUUUCUUUGUUUUUUUGGUGUUGCUAUGAGGACGCUUUGCCCCAAUUUUGAUAAAGAAGAUGGACUUGAAACAGUUCUUGAAGUCCCAAUUCCUGAAGAAAUGUUUCCUUCUGCUAAAAAUAAAUGGCCUAAUAUGAAAUCCUGGAUGAAAACUAACCCUGGUAGAGCUCCUACUACUUUCCCUUUUUCUGAUAGAAACUCUCAAAUUCAGCUUCUUCUUGGUGUUAUUGGUGCUCCUUUGAUCCCUCUUCCUGUUCCUUCUGAUCAUAAAGCUAAUAAGUGUAUCAAAGAUCACCCUAUUGAAUCUUCAAUGGCGAAAUACAUUAUUCAUCAGUACAUUGCUGCCAUGGGAGGCGAGCAUGCUUUGAAUUCGAUUGAUAGCAUGUAUGCAAUGGGAAAAGUGAGGAUGAUGGCUUCAGAAUUCAGUGCUGGUGAAGGGUUAUCUGUGAAUAAUCCAAAAGGGGAUAACACUAAAGUGGUCAAGGUUAAAGGACUAAAGCAUGGUGGUGAAGUAGGUGGAUUUGUUUUGUGGCAAAAGAAGCCAGAUUUAUGGUGUUUAGAACUGGUGGUUUCAGGGACUAAGAUUAGUGCUGGAAGUGAUGGGAAAGUUGCUUGGAGGCAAACACCUUGGCACAAUUCUCAUGCCUCUCGUGGCCCACCACGACCUCUCCGACGUUCAUUGCAGGGUCUUGAUCCACGACUGACAGCAAGCCUAUUCACCAACGCUAUCUGCAUCGGUGAGAAACUAGUAAACGACGAGGAUUGCUUUGUGCUGAAGCUAGAAGCGAAUCCAUCAACACUAGAAGCGAGGAGCAGCGGCAAUGUAGAGAUAAUCCGCCACACAGUUUGGGGCUACUUUAGCCAAAGAACAGGGCUUCUUGUUCAACUAGAAGACUCUCACCUUCUAAGAAUAAAGACAUCAAAGUGUGAUAGCAUCUUCUGGGAGACCACCAUGGAGUCCCAAAUCCAAGACUACCAAACAAUAGACGGUGUUAACAUCGCACAUUCCGGUAAAACUUCAGUUUCAUUGUUUAGAUACGGAGAAGACUCCGAGAGCCAUUCCAGGACGCGUAUGGAAGAGAUCUGGUCUAUUGAAGAAGUCGACUUCAACAUUAAGGGUUUGUCCACCGACUGUUUCUUACCUCCCGCAGACUUGAAGAAAGACGAUGAAGGCUUCAAUGCGGUUGAGCCAAACAACAUUAAACCCGCAAUUAAAUCACAAGACCUUCCCAAGGUGACUCUUAACACGAAGAUUAGCACCGCUAAGGUUACUGCAGUCGAUGAUCAUCAUUCGGAGAAUUUCAAUUAGGAUUUCCUGAAUCCUAAACAUCAGUUUUAUGCACCUUGUACAUAUCAAGAACAAUUUUUCAAGUGUUAUAUAUAAAUUACCGGGAAGAUUAUAGCAGAAAAAAUCGAUACCUAACCAGAGACCCCAGCCAGGCUAGACGAAACAGGAAGUAUCAUGAUACGCAGUCCUUCACCGAAAUGGAACUUUGAUGCUGUUUCGGAGUAUGAUCUAGCAGGAAAGUCGAUCUAUUUCGUUAACUGUUACUAGAGAAGUGUAAUGUACAACCAUGCCCAGUUAACGGGCAUUAGGAUUGCUCAGCUCAAGACGAGCACCACAUGUAUAGAUAUUCUGCAAUGUGUGACCGUGCUAGUCAUGGCUGUACAUAAACACUAUGACUGUAGCUAUUAUGCGACGCAAGUACUUAUGGUUUUCGAUACAUAGGGGCGGGCCUUAUCUGGGCUUGUGUUUAGGCAAGUCAUGGCCCCUUGGAGUUUAUACCAUCCAAUUUGCGACUAUAUAAACUCUAUUUGGUUCACAAUUGUAAUGGAAUGUUUUUAUUACUAGUUGAGAAAGUGCAUAUUUUUUUGACAUGUGCUAAAUCUUGAUAUCUUGUAAAUUUGAAUUGUACUAAUGCAGAAACAAUUAGGA
Molecule: messenger RNA, 2043 nt
Organism: Amaranthus tricolor (Joseph's coat)
Lineage: Eukaryota; Viridiplantae; Streptophyta; Magnoliopsida; Caryophyllales; Amaranthaceae
Exons: 3
Coding region: 133-1416 (427 amino acids)
Source: RefSeq, a predicted model, not a curated record